Pelodiscus sinensis (Chinese soft-shelled turtle) is the source of this 3122-nucleotide messenger RNA. RefSeq names its product inositol-trisphosphate 3-kinase A (gene ITPKA). NCBI's taxonomy places the organism in Eukaryota, Metazoa, Chordata, Testudines, Trionychidae. The record is from RefSeq and is a predicted model, not a curated record. Gene Ontology annotation, molecular function: inositol hexakisphosphate kinase activity. Gene Ontology annotation, cellular component: cytoplasm; nucleus. Gene Ontology annotation, biological process: phosphatidylinositol phosphate biosynthetic process; inositol phosphate biosynthetic process.
GAGAGCCCGGAAGAUGGAGGCUGCCGCUCUGGGCGCGGCCACGGGAGCAGCGCCCGGGAGGCAGCACUAGUCUGUGUCCAGCCCCGGAGCGAGGGAGCCAGCCGGGCGCCCGGCCUGAGGCCACAGGAGUCCUGCCGCUGGCCCGCACGCACGAGGGCCCGGCUGCCCGCUGCUCUCUCCGGCGGCGUCUCUGGGUGGCGCAGUGAAAACUGAAAGCAAAAGAGACGAAGGGGCCGAGGAGCGGGCGUGGGCCUGACUCCUCCCUCCGGCGGUUUUGCUGGUCUCAGCUGCUGCUGCUGCUGCGGCGGGCGGGCUAAGCCCGCCCAGAUGGUCCUGGCUGCCGUCCCGGCCGAGGUAGGGUAGCCGGCUCCGACUCGGAGCCUCCGUGCGGACGGGCUGGGACAUGACUCUGGGCACCCCUCGGGCCCCGGCUCCGCGCGGCAGACGCAGCCAGCAGGAAGUUUGCCCGGGUGCCCAUGCACACGCACGGCCGCCGGCUCCUCAGCGGUGCCCCGGAGGCGCCCCCCGCCGACCUCCCCAUGGACUCUAGAUGGGGCCGGCAGAGCAGCCCGGAGCUGGGCAGGGGCAAGCGGCUGAGCGUCGGGGAGCUGCGCUCGUUCUUCGAGGCUCGCUGCGCCGCUGCCGCGAGGGAGCUGCCCGACCCGGCCAAGAGGAGCUGCCGCCCCGCCAACGGGCUGCUGCCGCCGGUCAUCCCGCAGCUGACCGUCACCCCAGAGGAGAGUGAGGAGGCGCAGGGCAGCCCCCGAGGGCCCCUGCCGGACCUGGAGGGAUGCUGGCUGAGGACGGGCAGCUCACUGCACCUGCUGCAGUCCCGCCGCCUCUCCAACUCCUCGCUGUCCUCCACGGGCUCCUCCUCCCUCUUCGAGGACUCCGAGGACGACUUGCUGAGCGACACGGAGGGCAGGAGCCAGGGCAUCGUGCACCUGGAGCACGGGGAGGACACCCACCAGAAAAAGCCAUGGAACACAAUUAAAACAAUGGUCAAUUUGCCUGUCAUCAGUCCCUUCAAGAAGCGCUAUUCAUGGGUGCAGCUGGCUGGGCACACAGGGAGUUUCAAGGCAGCUGACAGCGGUACGAUUCUGAAGCGCUUCUCUGAGAAUGAAAUGGAGUGCUUUGAGCUGCUGAUGAAAGAUCUCUUGCGCUCCUGUGUCCCUGCCUUCCAUGGGGUGGUAGAGAGAGAUGGCGAGAAAUACAUUCAGCUGGAUGACUUGCUCGCUGACUUUGAAGGGCCUUGUGUCAUGGACUGUAAGAUGGGGAUCAGGACGUACCUGGAAGAGGAGCUGACUAAAGCCCGUGAAAAGCCCAAGUUGCGUAAGGACAUGUACAAGAAGAUGAUUGAAGUGGAUCCUCUUGCACCUACAGAUGAGGAGAACAUGCAGCAUGCAGUGACCAAGCCACGUUACAUGCAGUGGAGAGAGACCAUCAGCUCCAGUGCCAAUUUGGGCUUCAGGAUCGAAGGGAUUAAGAGGGCAGAUGGGACUUGUAACACAAACUUCAAAACGACUAAGACACGGGAGCAAGUUUACCAGGUUUUCAUGGAAUUCAUUGAGGGCAACAUCACUAUUCUGAAAAAAUACCUCAGGCGUCUGCAUGACAUCCACCUCAUCCUCGAGUCCUCAGACUUCUUUAAACGGCAUGAGGUCAUUGGAAGUUCACUACUCUUUGUGCAUGACGACAGCGGGCAUGCCAAUGUGUGGCUGAUUGAUUUUGGAAAGACCACGCUUCUCCCUGAUGGGCAGAUCUUGGACCACAGGAUCCCCUGGCAGGAAGGCAACCGAGAGGAUGGGUACCUGCUGGGAUUGGACAAUUUGAUUAGUAUCUUAGACAGCAUCACAGAAAGAUGAGACGAGACUAGCACAAACUCAUGGGGCUGCUUUAUAACCUUCCAUGCUACUGGGACCUCUCUCAGUUAGAGGGGAACUCCUUUAACUUUUUCCAAACUCCUAGAGUUAUUGCAGUGCAAAUGGAGCUGCUUCAGAGCCAGACUGUUCAUGAUCAAAGUGACUUCAUUGGGCCUUCAUUAACCAGAGUGACUCAGGAUUGCUCCUCAGUGAAUCAGGGUCUCCAAACUCAGGAACCAAACCAGCAUGCAUCCAGAAGGUUUGUACAGCAAAUCAGAGUGACUCUAAUUUCAGGUGAACCAAAGUGACUCUAGAUUGUCCGUUAGUGAACCAGAAUUCUUCAGAUUGCUUGGUGGUAUUGGGAGGGUUGAGCAAAAUUCUCCAGUGGGUGGCAUUGCUUUGAAAACAGCAGGAGUGUUUGCUCCCUAACCCCAAGUUCCUAGGCUGCAAUUUAUGUUAUAGAUUACACAAGGUCAGCCCCAGCUGUUGUAUUACAUUACAAGUGUGUGCAAGAUGGGAACUUGCCCAAGAACAAGGCCCAGGAAACAUGAGGAGAAGGGUGAUCAUAGUUCAUGGCAUUGGUUGUUUUUGUGUCUGCAAGGGACAGCUACUGUUGACCUUUUAUCUGACUCCCUGCCCUGGCCUAUCCUCUUUUCUAAGGAAGUUCUUAACCAUUUUCAAGUAGUCUCUAAUCAGGAUAGUCUGGUAAGUAAAUAGCACUAAGUUUUCUCUGGUACCAUGUGACUUUCAAUCUGGAAAUGACAUCAGAGAGGCUGGUGAAGUGAUAGUGCUGGCUCUUGCAGCUAGACAACAUUUGUGCAGGUUGGUGGCAUCUUUCUUUAGCCAGUGGGUCGUGGGACAAAGUUUAGUUUUUGAGGACUCAGUUAUUGUAGAGAGAAAAACAAAUCAAUCUGAAUACAAGCAAGCCAGUUAUCAAUAUGCAAUUUUACACCCUGGCCGAGGCUCUCCCUCUUUUUGCUUGUGUGUCAGAUUUCCUGACGGUGAUGCUAUGUUCUUUUUUUGGGCUAUACCUAGGGUGACCAUAUUUUUCUACACUGACUAUGAGACACCUUUGUAAAAUUACUUGUAUUCAAGUGAGUUCAAUGACAAUCAGUCAUACAAAUAUUCAAAUUAACAUGAGUUUGACUGAGCCCGUUUAAAAUAAAUACUGUGUAGUUCAAUUUUUUUAUUUACCUUUUUAUCCUUAAGGUUUCAUGGUUUGAACUAGGGAUGUAAUAGUGAAGUCGAUUAACAGAUAAG